Messenger RNA from Penicillium soppii, 1608 nucleotides. RefSeq names its product fungal specific transcription factor domain-containing protein. Gene Ontology annotation, biological process: DNA-templated transcription. Gene Ontology annotation, molecular function: zinc ion binding; DNA binding. Lineage: Eukaryota; Fungi; Ascomycota; Eurotiomycetes; Eurotiales; Aspergillaceae. The coding region runs from base 1 to 1608 and encodes 535 amino acids. The record is from RefSeq and is a predicted model, not a curated record. The transcript has 2 exons.
AUGUCAACCAGAUUUCAGUCCGCAGUCCCUGUCUUGCCAAUCACCCCUGCGCAGGCUGCGGAAAAUCCCCCGGCGCAAUCAGGCAGUGAGACGGGGCUCACUAUUCCCUCUGAACCAGUUUCUUGGCCAGUGAUUCUCUCGGGAAAUGCUCCAGUUCAGCAACCUAUAGAGUUGGUUAGCAAAAAUUCGCUUUUUGACGAGCGGCUGCCUCGGGUCUACUAUGAGAACUUCCAUGUCGCCCACCCGGUCUUGGUGCCGAGCUCCAUGUAUCAUGACCGGAAUUAUCCCCGCUUCCUACAACUGGCAGUGCACUUCGUGGGCUCUCAUUAUAUUUCUUCCGUUGACAGUCAGCCUUAUAAAGACCAAGUCACUGCUGAGCUGAAGACCAAUCCGGACCGAUCGGCUUGCAUGGUGCAGGCUUGGCUUAUCUAUUCCAUCGCUCUAUAUGCUCGCGAUGAAUGGCAAGAGGCUCAAGAAGCCCUUUCUAAUAGUAUUGAUAUUGCUUUGGAGCUCGGCAUGAAUCGCUGGUCAUUCGCUUCAUCUGCAAGCUCGGAACGAUCUAUUGAAGCCGAGAGCAUGAGACGGACAUGGUGGGAGCUGUAUGUCACUGAUAUCUUCAUGGCCGUGCCAUUGAAAACCACGGUUUUUCGAUGCAGCACCGUGACGCCGGAAGUGGCUUUGCCAUGUGAAGAGUCAACAUAUAAUAGUGGCAGCGAAGUCCCGAAGCCUCGCAUGAUCAUCGAAUUCAAACGGAGGAUCCUCGCCGCAGAGGACACCGUCUUCUCGUCGUUCAGCUAUCGUAUUGAGGCUACCACGAUUUUAUGUCGAGUUCUUAUCCUCAAUCGCAUGCGCGACUGUCAUCGAGAUCAUCUCCAAGCCGUCGAGAAUGCUUUGGUGAGCUGGAUCAACCACCUACCACCAAAAAAGCUCGAUAUUGUCGAUUCAUACGGGAACGUCGACGAAAUGAUGUUCCAAGCCCAUGCAACUAUAGCCUACGCCGCCAUGCUCCUACAUCUUCCCCGAAGCGAUCUCCCAGCCGUCUUGUCCCAAUCCCAGCCAGACUACAGAUUCUGGCCCGGUCUGACAGGCCAACUCUCAUCAACAUUCAGCCGUCUUGUCCAUAGCAUCAAAGCAACAGAAGCCUCAAGACGAAUUUCCGAUUCCAUCUCCAUCUGCCCAAACGUCUCAAAACACACCCCCUUCAUCAUCCCCGCCCUGGCCCUCUGCGGCCUCAUCCAACUUGCAACCUCAACCAGCCACUCAGAAGAAUGCUUUGACCACCACUGCAACCGCGUCACUCUCAUCUUAGGCUGUCUCAAAAGCACCCAGCGAACAUGGAAAUUAACCGAAUCUGUCUACCACGGCCUCCGAUCUUCCGCAGCAGACGUCCUAUCAGACUCCAUGGCAAAAUGGAACGCAGAACCACUCCACCGGUUCACCCCAGCAGCCACAACCCCCAGCGACGACCGUCCCAGCAGUGCAAAUCCAGCAGCCGCAAUGCCGGACGGCCACGAUUUCAUGCCGCUGGAGUUCGCUCCGGCCUUCAUCGAUCCCUCUUGUUAUAACGCUUCCUUUUUCAGCGCUAUCCCUGACUUCGAUAUCAACUAG